GCCGGAAGGCCCAGGCCGGGGCGAGAGGCUCUAGCCCCAGGCCAGGCGCUCAGUCCCCAGGGUAGCAGAGAGGGCACCGCGGGAUCGGCGGGACACCAUCAGAAUUUGAAUUAUGUCCAUUACCUAUUAGGCAUUUUAUAAAUAUUUUUUAAAAAGAAAGAAAGAAAAAACACUAUGUCUGAUGAAGUUUUUAGCACAACUUUGGCUUAUACAAAGAGUCCAAAAGUCACGAAAAGAACUACUUUCCAGGAUGAGCUAAUAAAAGCAAUUACAGCCCGCUCAGCCAGGCAAAGAAGUUCCGAGUACUCCGAUGACUUUGACAGUGAUGAGAUUGUUUCCUUAGGUGAUUUUUCCGAUACCUCAGUAGAUGAAAAUUCAGAUAAGAAAAAAAUGAAUGAUUUCCAUUUAUCAGAUGAUGAAGAAAAGAAUUCUCCAAAAUUGUCUUUUUUGAAAACCAAGAAAUCAAACACUGACAUGAUGAAAGACCAGCCAGAAUUCUCCACCAAAAGUGCUGAGGACAUGGCACCUGCUGGUUGUGAGGAUGUGGUGCGAGUGCCCUUGUCUGAAUCUCAAAGUGAAGAGCAGGAAAUUGGAAAAGAUAAAAUUAAAAUGAAACCUAAACCCAGAAUUCUUCCAGUCAAAAGCACCCCUUCAGAACGCAGUAGUAGCCUUGAAGCAGGCAACCACUUCAAGCCUUUACCUCGGCCACGGACCAUGUUGAAAACACACAGCCACAGGGAGGAGAAAGAAGGGCCAGGAGAAGGUGAAACAACUGCCCUCCGUGAAGAAUUGGAGGCACAUUCUGCAUCUUCCCCCCUCCCAGCGCUAGAUGACAGACAACUAGAAGCUGAGAAAAAAACAUUCUCCGAAAACCUAGAUCCUGAGGAUCCAUGGUUAACAAGUUUAUCAUCAUCAUCCCUUAAAGAAAGUCUUGGAGAUUCCUUAUCACCAGGAUCUGGGGAAAAAGCUUCCAUCCUAGAUCAGAAUGAAGAACUUACUGGGAACCACAAUUCCUUGAAAUCAAAUGAAAAUGAAGAGAAUUCAUUUUUGAUAGACUUUGUUACUACUACACAUGAGAAAUCCAAGGACAGUCAAGUGAUUGCUGAUGACCUUGUAGAAGAAAAGGAGAAAGCUGAACUGCUUAUAAAUGACUUGACAGUUGACCUACCACUGUUGAAAUCUCAGAGUAUCGUAAUAUCCACUGAUGCAACCGCAUCUUCAAAGAAAACUAUUGAAGACAGAAAUAUGAAGAAUAAAAAGUCAACAAAUAAUAGAGCAUCCAGUGCAUCUGGCAGAUUAAUGACCUCUGAGUUUUUAAAGAAAUCUAGUUCCAUAAGAAGACCUCCGUCAGCAACUACCUCUUCUCACUAUUUAGGGACUUUGAAAGUCUUGGACCAAAAGCCCUCACAGAAACAGAACGUAGAACCUGAAAGAGCAGAUAACAUAAGGGCAGCUGUUUAUCAGGAGUGGUUAGAAAAGAAAAAUGUGUAUUUACAUGAAAUGCACAGAAUUAAAAGGAUUGAAAGUGAAAACCUAAGGAUCCAAAAUGAACAGAAAAGAGCUGCUAAGAGAGAAGAAGCAUUAGCAUCAUUUGAGGCCUGGAAGGCUAUGAAGGAAAAGGAAGCAAAGAAAAUUGCUGCCAAAAAAAGACUUGAGGAGAAAAACAAGAAGAAGACGGAGGAAGAAAAUGCUGUGAGGAAAGGAGAAGCACUUCAGGCGUUUGAACGAUGGAAAGAGAAAAAGAUGGAAUACUUUAGAGAGAAAAAUAAAAAGGAGAAAGAAUAUGAAAGAGCGAAGAAGCAGAAAGAGGAGGAAACUAUUGCUGAGAAAAAGAAAGAUAACUUAACAGCUGUUGAGAAAUGGAAUGAAAAGAAGGAUGCUUUUUUCAAAGAAAAGGAGAAAGAGAGAAUAAAUGAGAAAAGACGAGAAGAACUGAAAAAAGCAGAGAAAAAAGAUAAAGACAAACAGGCUAUUGAUGAAUAUGAAAAGUGGCUGGAAAAGAAAGAAAGGCAGGAAAGGAUUGAGCGAAAACAAAAGAAACGUCAUUCUUUUCUUGAAAAUGAGGCACUUCCUCCCUGGAGCCCUCCAAGUCGAACUGUGUUCUCAAAAGUGUUUUGAUAAUUCUCAUUCUUACAUGAUGUAGUUAUUUAUCAAUUCACUAUUUUAACCAUGGGUUUAAAACUGUUGAUUCAAUUAGUUAUAGUUAGAAGAGUCUAUUUUAUUAAAUGCCGGCCAUUUCCACUGCAUAAGAUGCUUUGGAGUUAAUCAGUGAAAUAAUUGAAGGCAUUUUUUUGGACUGUGGAUAAGCUGCCUCAAAUGAGAAACUAAUAAUCAGAUCACACUUGCCAUUAAAAUAACUCUUUAUCAUGUCCUUGCAGUUGUUACAAUCAGAUGACCCAUGACCACUUUCAGCCAUGCACGGUAGCGAAGUGUGUGUAUUCCCCAGAAUAAAAAGGAAACCAUUUAGGUACGACAAUCAUAGAAAUAAUUGAAUCAUUCUGUGAAUGAUUGUGCAUCUAGAUUCAGGUUUUAGAAGGAGUCAUUGCUGGGAGUACGCACGUAUUAUUUUUUCCAAAACUGAUCUUUAACUUGAGCGGUUGCACUUGCACUAUGCAAGUUACAAUUUUGGUCAGGUGAGGCAGUAGUUCAGUAGAACUCUAAUCUUCCAGGCAUUUUAUUUAAGAAGUAUGCCUUAUGUUUUAAUAUGGGAUUGCAUCUGUCCCAGAUUUCCAUGACAAUCUUAGGCACUUUAAAGUGAGUAGACCUCUCAAAUGUGUCUUCUAAAUUCUAUUUCAUUUUAUUAUUUUGGUGGCAUCAAAAGAUAUCCAUUUCUUGGCAGUGAUAUACUCACACAAUAGUGAUGGAAAUUCCACAGGAGUUCAAGGUCAUUAUCACUAUUAUUAUUAUUUUCCAGACUUAAGCCAUAUAGGUGAUAAAGGCAAUUUUUGAUCUCUUAGCCUAUUCCAGAGUCUUAUAGCUUAUAUUUAGAAGACAGCUGUAUAGGAAGGUAACUUGUAGAAAGUGCCCAAAGAAUCUUUAUUUAUUUAUUUGAUCUGUGCAUAUCUUUAUAUUUGGACUCAUACUUGAACUGGUCAACUAAUUUAUCAUAGACCAAAUGUAUGCUUUCAGAGCUGAAAUACUACUUUAGCCAAUGAUGCAAUGCAAUAUAAUUACUAUUGGGUGAGAAUAUAAUUACUAUUUCUUAAGCACCUAUUGUAUGCUCUCUCCUGGGUCUUUACAAAUGUUAAUUCUUUGCAAUAACUAAUCCAUGUAGGUGAUAUUUUGCAGAUAAAAAAUACUGAGACUCAGAGAAAUAACUUGCCAUACAUUUAGCAUGUGAUAGUGGGGAUUAGAAUUGAGUAAGUCUUCCUCCCUCCAGAAUCAAUAGGCUCAUUUUUAUGCUCUGUAUUAUAUCAACUUUACAAACACAUUUUACCUCUCAGAUCCUAAAAUCAUGCAUUGCUAACUAGAGCUUAUAUUUCCUUUUAAGAAAUAUCUGUAUGUUAUUAGAGAUGGUCAACUUCAUUAGAUCUAUAAAAUGAAAGAAGAUUUCAUAAUAUUAAGAGAAUUAGUCAAAUGCCUUAUAUGUAGUAUUAGAAUAUCAGGAAACCCAGCAGGUAGUGGAACAUGGCAUUUGAGAUACUCAGAAGGCCUCACUCUGAGGAUUGAGUUGGCUGCUAUGCGUGUUCAAGAUAAAAAAGGUGUAAAGGAUCACUGGGUCACAUCAGUGUUACAGAUUUUUUUUAAAUUAUAAACAAACCUGGAAGCCUUUUUAUACUGUCAGGAACUAGGAGAAUACUUCAUGAAAUUGAAACUAUUAUCAUCAGUGUGUAUUAUCAGCAUGAGAUUUAGCUCCUCUCUUUUUCACCAAAUAUAUAUAUAUUUGUAUAUACAUAUACAGUGUCUACCAGAAUGAAUCAUUGUUUAUGGUAUCUAAUUAGCUAUUCAGAGCUAAGGAGGUAUUUGCAAGUUCCAGGGAAAUAAAAGGAGAAAACGUCAGGGAUAUGAGAUCCUAAAUGUAUAUGUCAUAAAUUUCACAUUAAAUAUUCACUUACACUUCCCAAUUGUUUUCUUCAUCAUGUCAUAUUUAGUGGCUUGCUAUUAUUGCUUCCUAGUUGUGGGAGCACUGAAUGAAAUUAGUAAUAUAAAGCAUAAGGCACAUAAUAAGGACUUAAUAAAUGUUCAUUUUCAUUUGCUUACUUCCAAUAAGCCCUGCAUUUACCCACUUCACGUAUGUGAGGAAAAGGUCAACACAGAUGGGGUUGAUAAUGGUUAUUUGACUUAUACGUUUUUAGCAUACGAGAAGAAACCACCACUUUCCUGGCCAGUCGAGCACUCAGAAGAGAAUCUGGAGGUUAGUUGUAUUAGAGACCUCCUAAAAAGAGAUCUAAAGAAAUCUAAAUCUUAGCACUGUUUGUGAAGUAGGAUGAAGUGCAAAACUGAGGUGUUCGUGAAGACCCAGCAAUUCAUUUCUCUCAAAUGGGAGAUUUUCUACUCACUGUGAUAAAUAAUAAAUUAUUUCCUGCUUACAGUAACAUGUGCUAAUCAGUUAUCUAGUUGAAUGAAAUCCUCUCUCCUUCCUGCAACAAAAAUAAGGCCGAGUUUUAAGAGCUGGGUGAAAGUAUUGUUUACUUUCUGAGAUCCCAAGGAAAGAAUCCAACCUGAUAAUAUCCUCUUGAAUGUGUUUAUCUAUUUAAGGGGUACGAUUUUCCCAUAUAUCCUUAAAAGUAUCAAAUGUCAAUACAUUUUCUCAUCAAGUUUUCAUUAAUUUAUAAUAUGAGGGAAUUCAAAUUAAAGACACUAAAAGCCUGUAGAUUUUCAGAUUAAACUUCUAGUUUUAUAAAUUGUAUUGAUGACUUGAAUGUUGACACUUCAAAGUAAGGAAGGUAAGAAUUUAAUGAAUAUUUUACAUGACUGAAAACAACAAUUUCCCUAGAAAUUGACAUAUUAAUACAAAAAAUAAAAUUGUAUACAGAAUGUAUUUUCCAUAACAACCAAGAAGACAGUAGUGUUCUAUAAAUAGAGGAAAACUAUAUGGCAUGUUAGAUCAGAAGGAAGUGGCAGUUUUCUUAAAGAAAAUAAGAACUAUUCAGGUAUAACAACUUUCUGGUGGUUUCUAUUGCAUCAUGUUUUGAAAAUGUUAGUUCACAUACUGUUCUGAAUAGUAUUGAAACUGAUAGGUCUCACUGUUGCCAAAGCGGUAGUUGAAAAUAGUUAAGUUGUUUGUACCUCGGACUGAUAAAACUAUGUAUCUGGAAUGGUUUUAAUAAUUUAACAAAGCUGGCCCAAAUCUUAUUUCUAAGUUGAACAGGACUACUUUGACUUGCCCAAGAGAGCAAGUCAUGAGAUACUAUGAGAUACCAGAGUUAGAAAUCAGAGGUCCAGUUUUCUAGUUGUAAUCAGCCCACCAUUCCACAAUUUUGAGAUCUAAUAAAACUUUCACAGUUUUAUAACCAUGGUCAUUUUGAUCCUCUCUCCAAUGGUCCCUUAUUCUUCCAGUGCCUUCUCCAUAACUCCACCAGAUCAAAGGUCUCUGGGCACCUCCCCCACUGCUUCAUGGGUAGGGAGUACUGAAGUUUCUUAAGCUCUGAAUCACAGGCUAAGAUGGAAUGGAAAAAAGGAAUUUCUCAAAAUGGGAGAAAUUGCAUGUUGGUCAAAGUAGUUCCUGAGAAUAAACUAGUACAGAAAACAAAUAUUCCUGAUGUAAUCUUGACUCUGAUCCCAAUAGUGCUUUAUUAAAAGGCAUUUAAACCCAUAUGCUUCCUUUCUAUACAAGGUAAAGAUAUUACCAAUUGUCCUACUUCAUAAGUACAUGGGCUGACAGAAUAAAGAAUGCUAUGUAAAUGCUUAACUAGAGACUUCCCUGAAUUCUUUUUGUUUUAAAAUCUCUGGUGAUUUGAUUAUUUUGAAACACGUUACCUGUAAUUGUAUAAUGUUAACUAAAUUAUUGGUAUUAAAUUUAGGAUGUUUAAGAAUUACUUGAGGAAAUGUAUUUAAUGUCUGCUUUUUAGUAGCAUAUUUCAUG
This is a messenger RNA of Hyaena hyaena (striped hyena), 6025 nucleotides long. It is a transcript of the gene MAP9, whose product is annotated as microtubule associated protein 9. Gene Ontology annotation, molecular function: microtubule binding. The transcript has 14 exons. The record is from RefSeq and is a predicted model, not a curated record. Gene Ontology annotation, biological process: regulation of mitotic cytokinesis; mitotic spindle assembly; mitotic cytokinesis. Gene Ontology annotation, cellular component: astral microtubule. Bases 175 to 2118 code for a protein of 647 amino acids. Lineage: Eukaryota; Metazoa; Chordata; Mammalia; Carnivora; Hyaenidae.